Molecule: messenger RNA, 750 nt
Organism: Acanthosepion pharaonis
Lineage: Eukaryota; Metazoa; Mollusca; Cephalopoda; Sepiida; Sepiidae
Source: the annotation of a GenBank genome assembly
AUGAACCAGAAUGUGUUCAUAUCUAUCUAUCUAUCUAUCUAUCUAUCUAUCUAUCUAUCUAUCUCAGAUAUCAUGGACCGAGUACUCACCUGCUAUCCUCUUCCGCCUCACCUGCUAUUCUGUUCCGCCUCACCUGCUAUCCUCUUCCGACUCACCUGCUAUCUUCUUCUUACUCACCUGCUAUCCUCUUCCGUUUCAUCUGUUAUCCUCUUCCGACUCACCUGCUCUCCUCUUCCGACUCACCUGCUAUCCUCUUCCUCCUCAUCUGCUAUCCUCUUCCGACUCACCUGCUAUUCUGUUCCGCCUCACCUGCUAUCCUCUUCCGCCUCACCUGCUAUCCUCUUCUUCCUCACCUGCUAUCCUCUUCCGUUUCAUCUGUUAUCCUCUUCCGACUCACCUGCUAUCCUCUUCCUCCUCACCUGUUAUCCUCUUCCUCCUCACCUGCUAUCCUCUUUCGCCUCACCUGCUAUUCUGUUCCGCCUCACCUGCUAUCCUCUUCCAUCUCACCUGCUAUCCUUUUCCGACUCACCUGCUAUACUGUUCCGCCUCACCUGCUAUCCUCUUCCGUCGCACCUGCUUUUCUCUUCCGCCUCACCUGCUAUCCUCUUCCGUCGCACCCAUGAGUUGAAGGACAAAAACACAUUUUCUCUUUUUCUCUCCCUUUCUCUCUCUUUCUCUCUCUCUCUCUCUAUCUUUCUUUCUGUCUGUCUGUCUGUCUCUCUCUUUCUCUCGGACUACACCUCUUUUUAA